Molecule: messenger RNA, 480 nt
Organism: Morchella importuna
Lineage: Eukaryota; Fungi; Ascomycota; Pezizomycetes; Pezizales; Morchellaceae
Exons: 4
Coding region: 1-480 (159 amino acids)
Biological process (GO): positive regulation of translational elongation; positive regulation of translational termination
Molecular function (GO): RNA binding; translation elongation factor activity; ribosome binding
Source: RefSeq, a predicted model, not a curated record
AUGGCCGACAACGAUGAGCAGCACAACCACACCUUUGAGUCGGCUUCGGCCGGUGCUUCCGCUACGUUCCCCAUGCAGUGCUCUGCACUCCGCAAGAACGGGCACGUCGUUAUCAAAAACCGCCCCUGCAAGAUUGUCGAGAUGAGCACAUCUAAGACUGGAAAGCACGGCCACGCCAAGGUUCACUUGGUUGCCAUUGAUAUCUUCACUGGCAAGAAGCUCGAAGAACUUUGCCCGUCCACCCACAACAUGGAUGUCCCCAACGUCUCCCGCACUGAAUACCAGUUCUCCCACAUCGAGGACGAUUUCCUUCACCUCAUCAAGCCCGAUGGUAGUGAGAAAAGCGACGUCAAGCUCCCCGAGGGAGAAGUUGGCGAGAAGAUUCAGGCUUAUGAGGAUGAGGGCACUGAUAUCCUUAUCACUAUUAUUUCUGCUAUGGGUGAGGAGGCUGCCAUCUCCGUCAAGGAGGCCCCGAAAUAA